Aspergillus clavatus NRRL 1 is the source of this 1260-nucleotide messenger RNA. Its product is annotated as NEDD8-activating protein UBA3. Bases 1 to 1260 code for a protein of 419 amino acids. The record is from RefSeq and is a predicted model, not a curated record. Gene Ontology annotation, molecular function: NEDD8 activating enzyme activity. Gene Ontology annotation, biological process: protein neddylation. Lineage: Eukaryota; Fungi; Ascomycota; Eurotiomycetes; Eurotiales; Aspergillaceae. The transcript is spliced from 5 exons. Gene Ontology annotation, cellular component: nucleus; cytoplasm.
AUGGCAUCUCUUGACCCCACUGCUCGAUGGAGGUAUCUUUACAAAGUCCUGACCAAGGAUGGUCCAUUCACCGAUGGAGAUUGGGUUCCCGGUCCGGAGACAAUAAGUGCUUUGGAAUCAUCCAAGAUCUUAGGCGCUGGUGGAUUAGGAUGCGAGAUUCUUAAGAAUCUCGCCCUGUCAGGCUUCAAGGACAUCCAUGUCAUAGACAUGGAUACCAUUGACAUCUCCAAUCUUAACCGACAGUUUCUGUUCCGCCAGUCAGACAUUGGCAAACCCAAAGCCGAGGUCGCUGCAGCAUUCGUAGAAAAGCGAGUCAAGGGAGUUAAGAUUACGCCCUAUGUAGGGAAGAUCCAGGACAAAGAUGAAGACUACUACAUGCAAUUCAAAAUCAUUGUCUGUGGUCUUGACAGUAUCGAAGCUCGACGAUGGAUCAAUGCCACUCUUAUCGGGAUGGUCGACCCUGAGAACCCGGAAAGCCUCAAACCUCUGAUUGAUGGCGGGACAGAAGGAUUCAAGGGCCAGGCCCGAGUGAUUCUUCCUACAAUCUCUUCUUGCAUCGAGUGCCAACUAGAUAUGCAUGCCCCUCGACCGGCCGUUCCGCUGUGCACAAUUGCAACUAUUCCCAGGCAGCCCCAACACUGCAUUGAAUGGGCUCACCAGAUAGCCUGGCAAGAAAAACGUAAGGACGAUGCCUUCGACAGCGACGACAUGGAGCAUAUAUCCUGGGUAUACAACGCUGCCCUCAAAAGAGCGCAACAAUUCCACAUCCACGGUGUCACGUUCCAGAUGACCCAAGGCGUUGUCAAGAACAUUAUUCCCGCCAUUGCCUCCACGAACGCCGUCAUCGCAGCCUCUACUACUUCCGAGGCGCUGAAGAUCGCUACCUCCUGCAACCCGUAUCUGGAGAACUACAUGAUGUACGCUGGUGAAGAGGGUGUCUACACAUAUACCUUCGAGGCAGAGCAGAAACCGGACUGUCCUGUCUGUGGCAGUCUGGCGCGGAAAUUAACCGUGGAUCCGAAUAUGACACUCGAAGAAUUCAUCGAGAGUCUCGGAGAGCGAGCCGAGGCUCAGGUUAAGAAGCCCAGUAUGAGAACGGAAGAGAAGACGCUGUACCAGCGCUUCCCUCCGCAGCUGGAAGAGCAGACUAGAAGCAAUUUGAAGCUCAAGCUGAAGGACUUGGUGGAAAACGGUCAGGAAAUCGCUGUCAGCGACCCUGCCUAUACGAUUGACUUCCGCUACCGAUUGAUUUUCAAAUGA